Molecule: messenger RNA, 1137 nt
Organism: Cloeon dipterum
Lineage: Eukaryota; Metazoa; Arthropoda; Insecta; Ephemeroptera; Baetidae
Exons: 3
Coding region: 82-1137 (351 amino acids)
Source: RefSeq, a predicted model, not a curated record
AUCUAACGCACCGCAUUGACAGGCUGAGCAGGAGCCAGUUAACUUCUAAAAUUGUUCAAAAUCAUUACUUAAAGUGACAAGAUGGACGGUUUUAGAACAUUCGGCCUUUCCUUCAAACUCUCAAAGAGUGAGAAGACUAACAUUUCCAACAUUUCAAGUGACAAAUACAAAUCUGGAGACAAUCGCUACCCUAUAUUUGAGGAUGAUGAUAAGCAGCGCAACGGCAAAGUAUUUGUUGUGGUUAGAGGAGUGGGUGACAAGAGCGACAAUGAAACCUUGUUGCAUCAUUGGGCCAUCGCUGUUAAAUUUUAUGAUGGAAAAUGGGUUACAAUUGAAGGAGUGAUCGAUCGUGGAUUGUUGGUUCCUGCAUACUCCUCCUCGUAUUCCAAACCGAGUGGCACUAUCAUUGAUAUUGAAAAAUCUCCAUCAGCUUGUAUAAAAGACAACCAGGUCCUGAAGUAUUUGUUGUUAUUUACGCAGGCGAUGAAAUCAGUCUCGUUUGAGAGCGUCCGUUUCAUUAGGGCUUCCCCGCGCGAUCUGCACAGGCUUGCUUGCGGUAUCCCUAAAAAACCGUACUGUCUUGGCGUGAACGACUGCCAAACUUGGUUUUUGGAUGCCCUACGGAAGCUCCAGUUCUUCGAAAUUGGAACCAAGAGCACGUGCGCGUGCGCUUUUGACUUAAUACGAGCUCCUGUGAAAACUGUGACUUACUCGGGCUUCAAAGCAAUGUCCACCGUCACCAAUACUGGACUCGAAGCUUUAAACACCGUAGGGAGGGUUAUUAGUCUGAAAGAGAAUCCAGUUACGGCCCUCGUGGAUGGCGUCGGAAAAGCGGCCAAUCACAUCAUCACCGGCGUGUACGACACUGCCGCUGGAGCAGUGGACGGCGUGGCCGGCUUUGCAGUGAAUGCAAUUGGACUGGUUACUGGCGGAGGAUGCGCCACGAAGAAUGGUCUUGACGCGGAUAUGAAGAGUCUGCAGGAAGAGGUGGAUUCUGGCCGGAUGAGCUUGCGUAAAGCCAAGUUACAAAAGUGUGGAAAAGUUGCUGGUAGCGUUGUCUACAAGAUUCAAUUCAAUUCAAUUCGUUUUUAUUUCUCCAAACAAGUCAUAUUAUGUUACAAACAUUUAAAGUCAUGA